Molecule: messenger RNA, 288 nt
Organism: Funneliformis caledonium
Lineage: Eukaryota; Fungi; Glomeromycota; Glomeromycetes; Glomerales; Glomeraceae
Source: the annotation of a GenBank genome assembly
AAUGAAUAUAUUAAAAAGAGAAUAAGAAUUUGUGAGAAGCAAGAAUCUAAUAGGAGAUUAAGAGUAAUUGAUAAUGUAAUAAAUAAGGAUAUAAGAAGUAUAGAAAUUGAUGAUAAGAUUAUUUUUAAAUCUAAUAAGAAAAUAUAUAUUACAGAUGAAAUUAAUAAUCCAUUAAAAUAUAUUGCAAAAAGUUAUUUAACUAAUAAAAGAUUAAAAUCUAGUAUAGAAAUUUUCAGUAAAAACAGUAACAACAAUCUAGACAAGAAAAAUGUUAAUAGAAAGAAAUAU